CCUGAAAAGGCGGGAACCAACCGACUUGGGAGUUACUUAGGACCAUAACGUAACCAACUCCUCUCUCCCCUCUCUCGUGUCUGUGACAAGCUUCCACCUGUGCCUCCAUUCCUCCCUUCAUUUCUCCACCCUUUGGACCACCGUUUCUCCGCCAUUUCUUCGCAUCAACAAUAAUAGGAAAUGUCAAAAAAAGAGAGAAAAUUUCUGCUUUUACUCUCUCAAUCACUAAUUAGUUCCACUCACAGAUAUCUCCCUUUCUCUUGUUUGCUGCCUUGAAAAUUUUCUACAACUUUUCCCACUGAAUCCACCACCAUAACAGAAGGAAAAAACGCUAACCAAGCAUUUCGAAGAGUUUGUGAGGGAGAAACAGAAGGAAAGAAGAAAAACUCAUUAAGAUAAAAAGGCCAACAGCCACCACUCAGGGACAAACAGUCACCCACUGAGAGUGAGAUGGAGAUCGGAGGUGUUUGGUUUCGGUUUUGAAUUCAGAAGAUAAUUUUCGUGUCAAAAGAAACCGUUUUUCCAUUCUAAUUUCUUAUUCAAGCUCUCUUUUUUUAAUUGUUUAUUCUUUUAUCUUUUGAAUUUUUUGGUUUGAUAAAAAUUCUGUACCGUUUGGACAAUGUUCACUGCUGUUGCUUCCAGUUUCUAUUGAAAUCGGUUGAGAUCACGGAAAGUUUCACAUUUACAUGUUAUAGAAAUUAGAAUCUGCUCAUUUCUUCCUUUUUCUUAAAUUUUUUUUAAAAAAUUAUCGUUUCUACCUGUGUUGCUCUGUUUCCUCGGUACCUCUUUUGUUCGUGAAAUUUAAUCAUAUCCUCUUUCUUUUCCCAUAAAUUGAAGUGAUUUUGGUUUAUCUGCGUUUGGAUUAUUAAAAAACCAAAAGGAAAAAAAAAUGGAGUCUAAGCAUAUAAUGAUGUCAGCAUUGAGUGUGGGAAUAGGAGUAGGGAUAGGAUUGGCCUCUGGACAGACUGUUAGCAAGUGGACCGGUGGUGGCUCCUCUUCCAACGGCCUCACCCCACAGGUUAUGGAGAAAGAGAUGAUGAAUGUUUUGGUUGAUGGCAAAGAUAGCAAAGUCACCUUUGAUCAAUUCCCUUACUAUCUUAGUGAGCAGACAAGAGUUUUGCUAACAAGUGCAGCCUUUUUUCAUUUGAAGAAAGCUGAAUUUCAUAAACACGCAAGGAAUCUUUCUCCUGCAAGUCGUAGAAUAUUGCUUUCGGGACCUGCUGAAACUUACCAGCAGAUGCUUGCGAAGGCUUUGGCUCAUUACUUUGAGGCCAAGUUGUUGCUAUUAGACGUAACCGACUUCUCUCUCAAGAUUCAGAGCAAAUACGGGUGCACCAGUAAGGAAACUUCUUUCAAAAGGUCUAUAUCUGAAGCGACUUUGGGCCGAGUAUCUGAUUUGUUUGGAUCAUUUUCAAUACUUCAACCCAAGGAAGAAUACAAAGGAACGUUACGUAGACAGAGCAGCGGGGUAGAUAUUGAAUCAAAGGGAACCGAAGGGUCACUUAAUGUUCCAAAAUUGCGUAGAAAUGCAUCUGCUUCUGCUAACAUGAGUAGUCUUACUUCAAAUACAUCAUCUGUGAUACCAGCUCCUCUCAAGCGGACAAGCGGUUGGUCUUUUGAUGAUAAACUUCUUAUACAGACACUAUACAAGGUGUUGGCCAAAGUCUCAAAGAGCCAUCCUAUCAUCCUCUAUCUCAGGGAUGUGGAGAUGCUGCUUUGUAGGUCAGAAAGAGUGUAUGUCUUGUUCCAGAAAAUGUUGAAAAGAUUGAGUGGAUCAGUGUUGAUCAUUGGUUCAAGAAUUGUAGAUGCUAGUAGUGACUAUAGAGAAUUGGAUGAAAGGCUUUCUUCUGUAUUCCCUUACAAUAUUGAAAUUAAAGCCCCAGAGGAUGAAACACAUCUUGUAAAUUGGAAUUCCCAGCUGGAGGAGGAUAUGAAAAUGAUCCAAUACCAAGAUACUAAGAACCACAUUGUUGAAGUACUUGCAGCUAAUGACAUUAUGUGUGAUGAUCUUGGUUCACUUCGGAUGGCAGACACAAUGGUCCUCAGUAAUUAUGUAGAAGAAAUUGUGGUAUCAGCAAUCUCUUACCAUCUCAUGCAUACCAAAGAUCCUGAGUACAGAAAUGGAAAACUUGUUAUUUCUUCUUCGAGUUUGUCCCAUGGAUCGAGCAUAUUUCAGGAAGGUAAAUCUGCUGGAAAGGACACUUUAAAGCUUGAAGCCCAAGCUGAAAUGCCAAAGAAUGGAGGGGGUGUCAAUGCAAUUGCAGAAGCAAAGCCCGGAAGCAAAACUGAUACUGAAGCAACAGUUACAACUGCAAAGGAUGGUGAUGCUUCGGACUCAGCUUCUAAAGCUCCAGAAGUUCCUCCUGACAAUGAAUUUGAAAAGCGCAUAAGGCCAGAAGUGAUACCUGCAAGUGAAAUAAAUGUGACAUUUGAGGACAUUGGUGCCUUGGAAGAAAUUAAACGAUCUCUUCAAGAAUUAGUGAUGCUCCCUCUCAGACGGCCUGACCUUUUUAAGGGUGGCAUCUUAAAGCCAUGCAGAGGAAUAUUGUUGUUUGGACCCCCUGGUACAGGAAAGACUAUGUUGGCCAAGGCCAUUGCCAGGGAAGCCGGAGCAAGCUUUAUUAAUGCCUCCAUGUCUACCAUUACAUCCAAAUGGUUUGGUGAAGAUGAGAAGAAUGUUAGGGCCUUGUUCACUCUUGCAGCUAAGGUUUCUCCAACUAUAAUAUUUGUGGAUGAAGUUGAUAGCAUGCUUGGACAGCGAUCAAGAGCUGGGGAACAUGAAGCCAUGCGGAAAAUAAAAAAUGAGUUCAUGACCCAUUGGGAUGGAUUAAUGACAAAAUCAGGUGAGAGAAUUCUUGUUCUUGCUGCAACAAACAGGCCAUUUGAUCUGGAUGAAGCAAUCAUUAGACGUUUUGAGAGAAGGAUCAUGGUUGGUCUACCAUCUGUGGAGAAUAGAGAAAUGAUACUAAAAACUCUCCUCUCGAAGGAGUGUGUUGAUGAAAGCUUAGAUUUCAAGGAGCUUGCAGCCAUGACAGAAGGAUACAGCGGAAGUGAUCUAAAGAACUUCUGCACAACUGCUGCUUAUCGGCCAGUAAGAGAGUUAAUACACCAGGAAUGCCUAAAGAACCUGGAGAAGAAGCUUGGAGAGGAACAACGUGUAAAUUGCGAAGGCGCUACCUCUACAGAAGAAGGUAAAGAAGAAAGGGUAAUUACUAUCAGGCCGUUGAACAUGGAAGAUUUCAAGGAAGCUAAAAACCAGGUUGCCGCUAGCUUUGCAGCCGAGGGACCCAUAAUGACAGAGCUGAGGCAAUGGAAUGAAUUGUACGGGGAAGGUGGUUCAAGGAAGACAACAGAGCAAUUAUCGUACUUCUUGUAGGCAUAGACACGGAGUUGGUUACUCAAGCAUGCUAAUUUAUGGUGCAAAGGCGUAACCAAUCUAGAUGUGAAAGGUGUGAGUUUGAGGAUGGCUGCAAAGCUGCUGAAUAAGAUAAAGUUAGCUCUUUUAAUUUGCUAGAAAGCAGCAUUGUAAUCACUCGAGUGAGUCAAUAUUUAGAUAGUUUGCCUAGUUAGACAACAGUUCUGUGGAACUGAUUAAGGUUAUUACAUGGCAUGCUUCGGAGGAAAUUAAACAGUUAUUACACAAGCUAUAUAAAAUGUUUUGUAACUGAUAAUUACUCA
Coffea arabica (coffee) is the source of this 3678-nucleotide messenger RNA. RefSeq lists its product as uncharacterized. Gene Ontology annotation, cellular component: mitochondrial outer membrane. The record is from RefSeq and is a predicted model, not a curated record. Gene Ontology annotation, molecular function: ATP binding; ATP hydrolysis activity. NCBI's taxonomy places the organism in Eukaryota, Viridiplantae, Streptophyta, Magnoliopsida, Gentianales, Rubiaceae.